This is a messenger RNA of Gryllus bimaculatus (two-spotted cricket), 5381 nucleotides long. Lineage: Eukaryota; Metazoa; Arthropoda; Insecta; Orthoptera; Gryllidae. The record is from the annotation of a GenBank genome assembly.
UUGAAGACCAAUAUGAUGAAUGGAUGUUGGUUGCUAUAGUACCGCAUGUGUCCUCAUCUUAUUACGGUGAGUAUCAUUUCGAGUUAAGAUGGCUCUUGAAGCAACAAAUUAUCAGUUCCCGCUAAUAUUAUGAUUUCAAUUUAAGAUCGUACGGAGGCGAGAGGCAAGAAAAAAAAACAUGUAUAAUCAGACGUACGCUUGCUAUGGAAGCAAAGCCUCACAUUUAAAUGCCAGAGAAGUUUGUGUACGCAGUUAACGGUUUUGUACUAAUGGAUUUACGUAAAAAACUACAUAGUUUAAGGUUUGACCAGAUGUAAUUAACUACUCUAGAUGAUUUGUAAGAUGUCGCUGCGAGCAUUUUAACUCACGUAAACUAGAAAUUUACAUAAUACAACGUAAGAAAAUCUUAGAAAUAGGCAAAUGUCUAGAAUAAUUGAAUUUGCGAUGGUGGUUUCGAAAUACUACGUAGCAUAUGUUGUCGUACGAUAAUAAUUGGUCAAUAUACAAUUCAAAUGUUCAGGAAGGCAAUGUACCGAAAACGUUUAUCUUAUAUAAAAAUAUUAUAGAAGUAACAUAAAUUAUUUCCCAUCGAACUUUUCUGCUUUUGUAAAGCUAUACAUGUCAUUAUUGAUUAAAUAUAACCAAAAGUGCCUAGGACAGGUAUUUUCAAGACAAGGAAUGAGGAUUCAUUUUCGGUGGAAUACCGAGAAGAGGACAUUGCCUCUGCCCCGCGCAUGCGCAGUAGUGCAUUUCAGGCACUUAGAUUUCUGAGCGCUGGUCGGCUGUCGGACUUCCGAUCUUUGAAGCGGCGGCUGUGUGGUGUGUAACAAGUCGUUGCGAAUCGAGGCUGUGAAGAUGAGUGUAGAAAUUUCAGAAAAUAAUGCAGGCCCCGAGAUCGCGAAAAUUUCGAAGGAAAACAACCCUUCUUUGGACCGACACUCCAUAGUGAAUGGAAUAUCCAAUGGUUAUAGUGAAAAACAUAGUAAAAAAGAACAUAAAUCGGAUAGUAAGGAUAAAGAAAGACAUAGGGACAAAGACAAACAUAGAGAUAGAGAAGGUAAAGAGAGUGAUAGAGAUAAAGAACGAAGAAAAGAGAAGAGCGAAAAGGACAAAUCAAAACACAGUAGCAGUAGUAGUAGCAGCAAGGACAAAGAUAGAGAUAAAGAAAGGAAACAUAAGGAUGAGAAGAGAGAUAAGGAACGGGAGAAAGAUAGAGAGCACAAAAGCAGUAGUUCAAGCAAGGACAAAGAACAUAAAAGUUCAAGCAAAGAUAAAGAGAAGCAUAGUAGUAGCAGCAAUAGCUCCAGCAAAGACAAGGAUCGUGAUAAACAUAACAGCUCUCACAGGGAUAAAGACAGAGACAAGGAUAAAGAGAGACAUAGCUCAAGUAGUAAAGAAAAGCACAGUUCCAGUCAUGACAAAGAAAGGCACUCAAGCUCUGAUAAAAAACACAGUGAUAAACAUAAAAGUAAAGAGAAAGAUUCAAGGGACAAAGAAAAAGUGAAAUCUAAGAGUGAUGAACACUCCAAGAAAGAAAAGGAUAAACCAGAGGAGAAAAGUAUGUUAGAAUCCUCUGAUUUUGAAGAGAAACCUAAAAUCAAGGAAAGUUUUGAUGAAAAAAGUUUCGUUUCAAUUAAGACUGAAGUAGAAAGCCCCUCAAAAAUAAAAGUUGAACCAGAAGACACAAGUUCUCAGUACUUUAAUGAAUCUGUUAAUGACACAAUGGAUAGCUCAAUUGGGCAGAAUACUUUUCAUUCAGAGCUUAUUAUUAAGAGUGAAGAAGAUACUGAAGAUGACACACCUUUGUGGCCAGAUGGGGGGAAAUCCCAGCAAUCAACUUUGUCCUUGCGCCCAACUUUGAAUAGUACAAAGAGAAGUAUUGCAGAUGAAGAUGAUGAUGAUGAUGUUCCACUUUUUGCAAGAAAGAAGGUAAAGAAAGAAAAAGAGGGGAAAAAGAGAAAGUCUAUUGCUAAUGAAGAAGAGUUCAAACCAGCAAAGAAGAAGUCUAAGAACAAAGACGAGAAGAAGGUGGAAGUAACAGAGAGUCCAAAAAAGAAAAAGAAAGAAGAGGAGCAGCAAGAAGUAUGGAAAUGUAUUAUUAAAUUGUGGGAGGAAGAGAAAAAAGAUGACGGAAAGAAAUGGAACUUUCUGGAACACAAAGGGCCUGUGUUUGCUCCUCCAUAUGAACCUCUUCCACCAGAUGUUAAGUUUAGCUAUAAUGGGAAAGAGAUGAAACUGUCUGAAGACGCAGAAGAAAUUGCAACUUUCUAUGCUCGUAUGUUAGAUCAUGAUUAUACAACCAAAGAAGCUUUUAACAAAAACUUUUUUAAGGAUUGGCGUAAAUCUAUGACUGAUGAAGAGAAGCAAAUUAUUACUGAUCUUGCAAAGUGUAAUUUCAAACAAAUGCAUGCCUAUUUUGUAGCAAAAUCAGAGGAACGGAAAGCUAUGUCUAAGGAAGAGAAGAAGGCUCUUAAAGAGAAAAAUGAAGAGGUUGUGCAAGAAUUUGGAUUUUGCAUGAUGGAUGGUCACAAAGAGAAAAUAGCAAAUUUCAAAAUUGAACCUCCUGGUCUCUUUAGAGGACGUGGUGAACAUCCAAAAAUGGGAACCUUGAAAAAGCGUGUCAUGCCAGAAGAUGUAAUAAUUAAUUGCAGCAAAGACUCAAAAGUUCCAAAACCACCUGAUGGCCAUAAAUGGAAAGAAGUUCGUCAUGAUCAAUCUGUUACGUGGUUGGCAAGUUGGAUUGAAAAUGUGCAGGGUCAAGUAAAAUACAUUAUGUUGAACCCUUCAUCCAAAUUAAAGGGAGAGAAAGAUUGGCAGAAAUAUGAAACUGCUCGUAAAUUAGCGAAAGUUAUUGACAAAAUUCGAGACGAUUAUCGUGAAGACUGGCGAUCCAAAGAGAUGCGUAUACGACAACGCGCUGUUGCAAUGUAUUUUAUUGACAAGCUUGCUCUCAGAGCUGGUAAUGAAAAAGAUGAAGAUCAAGCAGAUACUGUUGGUUGUUGCUCAUUGCGUGUUGAACACAUCCAGCUGCAUGAAGAAAAAGAUGGUAAGGAGUAUGUGGUUGUGUUCGAUUUCCUAGGAAAAGAUUCAAUUCGCUAUUACAAUGAGGUGGCUGUUGAGAAGAGAGUUUUCAAAAAUCUUCAGAUUUUUAUGCAAAAUAAAUCAACAGGAGACGAUCUCUUUGACAGGCUUAAUACCUCUGUAUUGAAUAAGCAUUUAAGUGAACUGAUGGAAGGAUUGACUGCUAAGGUUUUUCGAACAUACAAUGCUUCUAUUACUCUACAGGAACAAUUAAAAGCUCUUACAAAACCAGAAUAUUCUCUCCAAGAAAAGAUCUUGGCAUACAAUCGUGCCAAUAGAGCUGUAGCUAUUCUCUGUAACCAUCAGCGAGCUGUUCCAAAGACUCAUGCUAAAUCUAUGGAGAAUCUAAAACUGAAAAUAGAAACAAAGAAAGAUCAGUUGGAAGAAGCUGAGAAGCAAUACAAAGAAGCUAAACGUGAAUCAAAGCGAAGUGAUUCAGCAAAAGUUCGAAUGGAGGUUGAUAAAAAGAAAAAAGCUCUUGAUAGGAUUAGAGAUCAGUUGCAAAAAUUGGAAGUGCAAGCUACUGAUCGUGAAGAAAAUAAAGAAAUUGCUCUUGGAACAUCAAAACUGAAUUAUUUGGAUCCUCGAAUUUCAGUUGCAUGGUGUAAGAAGAAUGAUAUUCCAAUUGAAAAGAUUUACAACAAGACUCAACGUGACAAAUUUCGUUGGGCUAUUGAUAUGGCUGGUCCUGACUACAUAUUUUAACAUCAAUUUAGUUAGUAUAAAGUUCCUUUGUACAUUAAAAAUACAAAUGGAAAAUUUUUUUCUUGUAUGGCCACUGUUUAAAGAUUAUUGAUAUACAUGUGGUUGGAGUAGAUGAAUGUGUACAUAUAAUGAAAAGAGUGUGUAUGAAUGAAUUCAGAAGAUUUUUAUUGAGUGCCCAGAUUGAUUUUAAUUGCCCAAAGUGGUGUGGAGAAUGAUGUUGAAGAAUCUUUGGCUUUUGAAGCUCGAAUAUUGUUGUAUAUAUCCACAAUAAUUACAUAUAAAUAUAUACAUAAUGGAAUUUGAAAAUGUGAACCAAACGUAAUUUUAUGAUCAUUUUUCCACAAUAUAAAUUGAGGCAUUAUUUUGAUGUAGGUAAUCACUUUGUUUUAAUUUAAUGUUAACAUACCCUUAUUGCACUGGCAUUUCUCCAUUAUGAAAUUGUUCAUAUAGCCAAAAAUUUUCAUGAAAAUUAAUGAAAUAUUUUGAAAAUAAUAGUUGUAAUAAAUUGUUAGCUAUACAAAACAUUCCUCAUUAUUCAAUUUUCCACAUUUGCAGAAAGCAUUUACAUGAAUGCUUACACCUGCACAGAUGUAAUUGUUUUUACUACUACAAGGUAUUGGAGGAAUGUAUGUAGUGUAGAAAUAAUUAAUUAGUUAUGCUGUUUUGAUAACUAAUAUAUUAUUAGUUAGGUUAAGGUUUGUAAAGGAAUUUUGUAAAUGUUGAGAGAACUUCUAGAAAAGUCUUCUAAAAUAAGCAAAACUAAUUCAUUAUUUCUAAUAUUCUCUCAAAUGAAAUUGAGUUUCGUUAAUACUUAAUGGUUGCUUAUUUUAAAAAAAAGUUGUUUGGUUUGGUUUGUUCUUUAAUUUCCCCUCCCCAAUUUUGCAAUUGAUUUUUACUAUUCCAGUGGUAAACCUAAUCACUGAAACUACUAUGUGCAAUUUAAAAUAAUUACUACUGAGAAUUGGGUCAGUUUGUUUUUAAUUUUGUCUUUGUUUUGAACAUUACAAACGUUUUCCAAUGUGUUGAAAGGUAUUAAUGUAUAACUGAACUGUCAAAAUAUAUUAUCUCCUGAUGAGUGUUGCAUUGUUGCUGUCAGUGCAGUGCUUGGGUUGUGCAAUCCUUCAUUAAGGAAAACCAAUGUGGUAGAGGGUAUGUGAACAGAUUGCAUGUACAAUAUUCCCUUAAUGUAUUUAUGUACUCUGUAGGUGGAAUUAGCAAUGAAUGUGUAGCAUUGUGUGCUGACUAUUCCAGUGGUACAAGUUUUGCCAAUGUGAAUAUGCCAAUUAUCAAUACAAUAUAGUUUUACAAUCAUGUCUAAGUACUAAUGUUGCUUAUUGAGAUUUGAUUUCUUUCUGAGAAUCAACUCUUCUGGUAAGUUAUUAUUUAUAGAAGAAAAAAAGCACUUGAUGUAGUUCAUUAUUUUUGUAUAGAUGCUUAAUUUAUAAUAAUUGUGAGGGAAUGACUUGGUAAUUGUAUUAGUAGGACACAAUUGCACUUUCAAGAAGUAAUGUAACUAGAGUUAUUUAUUAUACACUCAUUAAUUUUAAUAAAUUUUCUGACAAAAGUUUUUAUCAGUAAAAAAGAAUAUUAUUUCA